This is a messenger RNA of Owenia fusiformis, 2098 nucleotides long. NCBI's taxonomy places the organism in Eukaryota, Metazoa, Annelida, Polychaeta, Sabellida, Oweniidae. The record is from the annotation of a GenBank genome assembly.
AUGUUCCAUUUUCAAAUGGUGUUAAACCGGAGAGAAAAUAGCAUCUUUCUAUUACCUCAGAUUGCUCAACAAUGUCUGGUCUUCCUGACAACUGGAGAGGUACCUGAAGAUUCUACUGGCUUCAAAUUGCUCUUCACUAGCAUUGAGAAGGAGGUGGAGGAUGUCCCGUUGAAGUUUGAGCUCCCAGGUGGCAUCCCAAAAUGGGUCAGAGGCACACUGAUUAAAAAUGGACCUGGGAAGUUUGAAAUGGGAGACAAGAGAGUCGUUCACGCGUUUGAUGGUUUCGCCAAGUUGAGUAGCUGGAAAUUCCCUGGAGAUGGAGAAAGUUUGUACUUCACUACAAAGAUGCAGCAGACCAACUAUUAUAAAGACUCAGUUGCUACCAACACUAUCGCCCCCUAUGUUCUGUUUGCUGGAACAAUUCCUGAAGAAAACACAAUUCAGAAGAUGCAACGUAUGAUGAAUGGUAUGGACAAUAACCUAGUCAACGUUUAUGAAAGUUCAAAGACAAAUCCAGACCCUGAACUUGUUGCUUUAAAUGAUAUGUGGAAAUUAUACACUUUAAAUAUGACUAAGGUAGAGCUGAAGAAAACGUACAAGCCAUUUUUGCCUAAACAUAUCGAAGAUCCAGACUCAUCUAUGAAAGGUUUCCUUGAGAACAUAAUGGGUAUUAAAAUGCCAGAGAUUCCAGGUUUGAGCUCGGCUCAUCCAUUGUUCGAAUACAAAAAAGAUAACUGGGUUACUUAUUAUGUUAAAAUUGAAUUGGACGGUCAGUCUGAAUUCAGCGUGAUUCGUUUGGGUGAAGAUAUGGUUCCUAAAGAAGUCACUAGCUGGAAAGUCGAUAGUAAUGCUAUCCCAUAUAUGCAUUCUUUUGCAGUUACUGAAAACUACGCUGCUUUCUUCGCCACACCUUGUUACUUUGAUUUUCCUCAUUUAAUGGCUGAAGGUACCUUUGAUAUAAAAUCUGCCAUGCGUUGUGAGCCCAAUGACCCAAUGGUAAUCUAUGUGGUUGAUUUACGCACAAGCAAAAUGACCAAAUUAGAAACAAAAUACCCAGGUUUGAUUAUUCACUUUAUUAACUCUUAUGAAACUGACAAUGGGACAAAAAUUGUCGCAGAUUGCACUCAUUUCCCUGGUUUUGAACAGCUAACUGGAAUUACUGUCCCGACUAUGAUAAAUGUUGAAGAAAGAAACAAGUUUGAAACUCCAAAUAGAUUGACUCGAUUCACACUUGAUUUAACAACACUAACUGUGACCGCAGAGCAUUUACAUAGUAUGCCAUCUAUUGACAGCGUCAUGACUCACAUUGAAUUCCCUGUUAUUAAUGAAAAUCACCGUUCUUUGAAUUAUUGCAAUUUCUGGGGUACCAUUUUUAAAGCUGAUAACAUUCAUUACGGUAAAUGGGCCAUUGGAAAAAAGAAUGUCUGUGGUAAUCCAAGUGCUGACCUUAUAUGGCACAAACCUAACCAUUACCCUAUGGAACCCUGGUUCAUUCCCCGCCCCGAUUCUUCCUCCGAGGAUGAUGGGGUUGUCAUCACCUCUAUUUUAGAUGGAGAAAAGGGCAAAAAUUAUUUGGCUGUUUUAAAUGGUACCACAUUGGAAAUGAUGAACUAUGCAUAUAUGCCUAUACAUUUACCUAUGGAUUUCCAUGGUCGAUUUAUUGCAAAUAAGUUUUAAAGUGUAUAUAUAGUUUAUUUGUAUUCGUAAAUAUUUAAGAAAUAUAUUGAAUUGAAAUUUCAAUAAAACAGAUAAUUGUAGUUGUUUGAAAGCCAGAGUAAAGCUACAGAAUUUAAAGUUAUUAUUGAUAAUAAUAACUUUAAUACUGGACUAUGUUGGACCUGUCAAAAGCGUUUGACAAUGUUGAUCACCAUAUUUUACUUGACAAGCUUGAUUUUUAUGGUUUGAGAGGUAAUGUAAAAAAACUGGUUGGCAUCUUACUAAAAGGACAGAGAACCGAUCAUUUGUUAUAAUUACGAAUGUUCUGACGAAGAAAUCAUAAAAUCUGGCAUUCUUCAGGGGUCAAUUAUAGGACCAACUUUUUUAAUAAAUGUAUAUGAUACACUUAGAAUGGAAUCAAAUCACUGUAACCUGUUUCUUU